Molecule: messenger RNA, 3243 nt
Organism: Mus pahari (shrew mouse)
Lineage: Eukaryota; Metazoa; Chordata; Mammalia; Rodentia; Muridae
Gene: Me1
Product: malic enzyme 1
Exons: 14
Coding region: 302-1960 (552 amino acids)
Biological process (GO): pyruvate metabolic process; malate metabolic process
Cellular component (GO): mitochondrion
Molecular function (GO): malate dehydrogenase (decarboxylating) (NAD+) activity; NAD binding; malate dehydrogenase (decarboxylating) (NADP+) activity
Source: RefSeq, a predicted model, not a curated record
GCAAGCCGUUAAGCAGCUUUCCUCCAUGGAGUCUCCGUCAGUUCCUGCCUCAGGUUCCUGCCGUGACUUUCUGCCUUGGCCAGUAGAUGUAAGAGAAACCUUUUCCUCCCAAGUUGCUUCUGCUCAUGUGGUUUAUGACAGCAGCAGUAUGUAGCCAGCACAUCACUGCAAACAGGAAUUCAGCAGGAACUGGUUGGAAACUAUUAGCCGAGGGUGACAGUUAGCUGGUGCUUGGGCCACAGGGGCGCCCAGACACAAGGUCAGUGGGGAUGCUUAGGGGUGCUUCAGGGGGUUUCUCUGGAUGAGAUUGAGCUGCGAAGACCUGGCUUUUACUCUGGAAGAGAGACAACAGCUGAACAUUCAUGGAUUGUUGCCGCCCUGCAUCGUCAGCCAGGAACUCCAGGUCCUUAGAAUAAUGAAGAAUUUCGAGCGACUGAACUCUGACUUCGACAGGUAUCUUCUGCUAAUGGACCUGCAAGAUAGAAAUGAGAAGCUCUUUUAUAGUGUGCUCAUGUCUAAUGUUGAAAAGUUCAUGCCUAUCGUUUAUACCCCCACCGUGGGUCUCGCUUGCCAGCAAUACAGUUUGGCAUUCCGGAAGCCAAGAGGCCUCUUUAUUAGCAUCCAUGACAAAGGGCACAUUGCUUCAGUCCUUAAUGCAUGGCCAGAGGAUGUCGUCAAGGCUAUUGUGGUAACUGAUGGGGAGCGCAUCCUCGGCUUGGGAGACCUUGGCUGUAAUGGGAUGGGCAUCCCUGUGGGUAAACUGGCCCUGUACACGGCAUGUGGAGGGGUGAACCCACAACAGUGUCUACCCAUCACUUUGGAUGUAGGAACAGAAAAUGAGGAGUUACUUAAGGAUCCACUGUACAUUGGACUGCGGCACCGGCGAGUCAGAGGUCCUGAGUAUGACGCCUUCCUGGAUGAGUUCAUGGAGGCAGCAUCUUCCAAAUACGGCAUGAAUUGCCUUAUUCAGUUUGAAGAUUUUGCCAAUCUGAAUGCAUUUCGUCUCCUGAACAAGUAUCGAAACAAGUAUUGCACAUUUAACGAUGAUAUUCAAGGAACAGCGUCUGUUGCGGUUGCGGGUCUCCUUGCAGCUCUUCGAAUAACCAAGAACAAACUCUCUGACCAGACAGUGCUGUUCCAGGGAGCUGGAGAGGCUGCCUUGGGGAUUGCUCACUUGAUUGUUAUGGCCAUGGAGAAAGAAGGUUUAUCAAAGGAGAAUGCUAGAAAAAAGAUAUGGUUGGUUGACUCAAAAGGAUUAAUAGUUAAGGGGCGUGCUUCUCUCACAGAAGAGAAAGAGGUGUUUGCCCAUGAACAUGAAGAAAUGAAGAAUCUAGAAGCCAUUGUUCAAAAGAUAAAACCAACUGCCCUCAUAGGAGUUGCUGCAAUUGGUGGUGCUUUCACGGAACAAAUUCUCAAGGAUAUGGCUGCCUUCAACGAGCGGCCCAUCAUCUUUGCUUUGAGUAAUCCGACCAGCAAAGCCGAGUGCUCUGCAGAGCAGUGCUACAAUGUGACCAAGGGACGUGCAAUCUUUGCCAGCGGCAGUCCUUUUGAUCCAGUCACUCUCCCAGAUGGACGGACUCUGUUUCCUGGCCAAGGCAACAAUUCCUACGUGUUCCCUGGAGUUGCCCUUGGGGUGGUGGCCUGCGGUCUGAAACACAUCGAUGACAAGGUCUUCCUCACCACUGCUGAGGUCAUAUCUCAGCAAGUGUCAGAUAAACACCUACAAGAAGGCCGGCUCUAUCCUCCUUUGAAUACCAUUCGGGACGUUUCAUUGAAAAUUGCAGUAAAGAUUGUGCAAGAUGCAUACAAAGAAAAGCUGGCCACUGUUUAUCCUGAACCCCAAAACAAAGAAGAGUUUGUCUCCUCCCAGAUGUACAGCACGGAUUAUGACCAGAUUCUACCUGAUUGUUACUCCUGGCCCGAAGAAGUCCAGAAAAUACAGACCAAAGUCAGUCAGUAACACAACAGCUAGGAUUUUUAACUUUGUUAGUCAAAUCGUGAAGUUUUCCCCAUUUUUAAGGGUCAGAAUCUUUUCUGAUGAUACAUAGUUUGCUUAGAAUAAGGUGAUUUUAGUUUAAUAACAAACUCAUGGGAGUCUAUUAGGAUAGAUUAGGGUAAAUUUCACACUGGCAGUUUUGUUUCACUCACUGUGGAUAUUUAUGUUUUCUCUUGUGAUUAUUCUCUUUACGAAUUCUGUUUAAAAGCUACUGUCCCUGCUGCUGAGAAGUUCCUCACUGAUAUGGAAGACCCACACUAGUAAUAAAUUAAUAUAGCAUAACUUGAUUACAUUAAAUGCCUACAGUUCUUUCUUGACUAUUUUGUUAAAAUCUCUUAAACAGUAAAGAUAAACAAACUUGGGUAUAACUGAACUUUUACUAAACAGAAGCACUACUUGGUUGCCUAGAGAAAAAUCUUCUCAGGACUUCUAUUCCAGGCCUUCCUUAGCUUUGCUCUGACUCUCAGCACCUCUGAGAAAGCUCCCUGCUGUUUACAGUACCUUGAGUAGCCUUAGAUCCUCGGAGUCUUCUGUCAUUGUUAUAUCCCACAGAGUAAAGCUCCUUCACACCCUUUCGCAUCUCCGAGCAGCCCCUGGCCCCGCUGAGAUACUCGGGUGCUUGUUAGUGUAGGCUGGGCUGCAGGAGGGUCCUUGAGAAGGGGCCCUGGGAACCUACCUCCGAGACAAGGAUGUCAGAUGCCAGACAGUGGUUCCCAGACAGACAAGCUCUGGCUCCAUGAACGUCACUUGCUUAGUUCGGAGGACUGAGAGCUCAUGGCAUGAGUAAAUACAUCUCUAAAGCCUACCUUUCUACCAGAUAUUAAAAUAUGUUAAUUACCAAAACCAUUCUGUGAGAAAAAACAAGCCUUUCCUAGAUGGUAUUAAUUUACUGGACACGCUGAUAAUGGCAUGACUAGAAACAGCCUUAACUCCUAAGCUCAGGUUUGAGGACAUUCUGUAUAUCUAGUGACGCUUCUGAUUUUAAAGCCUGUGUGGGUUUACGGUGGGCAGCUCUGUACAGCGAUCUCCUUGAAGGUGAAGGUACAGAUUCUUCAGGUGUGAGUUAAAAGGGUACAGACUUCUAAUGACAACUUUAAACUAACGGUUUCUUCAGUAUAGUUAUUUGGGAAAGAUUCAGAAUUUCUAUCUAUUCUUGUCUGUUUCCAUGUUGUUGGAUAGUUGUAAAUGAAUGUAUUUACCUAUGCAAAAGAUUUAUUAAAGCCUAGAGAAUAUGAAUAAUAUCGUAA